AAUAUGAAAAACAAAAAAAAAACUUCAAUUUUGAAUAUUGUAUAAAGAUCGCGAUCGAGUGGCGAUUGAAUGCAUGCAAAGCUUGAUGAUUCAUUGCGUCAAUUCUAUUGCAGAUGCAUAAGAAAUCGGAUUUCGAUCAUGUUUCAGAUGUGUAGAUAGUUUGAUGAUUUGUGGCUGCAUUUGGAUUUUAGAGGCGCAAAUGUCUACGACCGAGAAGAAAAAGGAUUCCGAUAAUGUCUCAGGUUCGAACACGAAGGGGAAAAACUCUCAACCGGGAGACAAUAGGGACAACUGCCAAAAUGUAACAACAAACACGAAGGGGAAAAGCUCUCAACUUGGAGACAACAAGGAAAGCGGUCAAAAUUUAACGAAAGCACAAAUGUCUACGACUGAGAAGAAAAAGGAUUCCGAAAAUGUAUCAGCAAACACAAAGGGGGCAAACUCUCAACUUGGAGACAACAAGGAAAGCUGCCAAAAUCUAACAAAGGCACAAGUGUCUACGACGGAGAAGAAAAAGGAUUCCGAAAAUGCAUCAACAAACACGAAGGGGAAAAACUCUCAACCUGGAGACAACAGGGAAAGCUGCCAAAACUCAACGAAGGCACAAAUGGCUACGACAGAGAAGAAAAGGGAUUCCGAAAAUGUAUCAGCGAACACCAAGGGGAAAAACUCUCAACUUGGAGAAAACCUGGAAAGCCGUCAAACAAGCCCCCAAGAAAAGCUGGCGGGAUUUAUCUCUGAAUCGAGUAAUAUGGUAUGUGCGGAUUGUGGAACUCCAGAUCCAAAAUGGGUAUCUGUUAGCUUUGGAGCGUUUAUCUGCAUCCAAUGUUCUGGAGCACAUAGAAGCCUCGGUGUUCAUAUAUCAAAAGUGUUAUCGGUCAAUUUAGAUGAAUGGACACACGCAGAAGUGAAUACCGUAAUAAAUUGUGGUGGGAAUGCAAUGGUUAAUUCAAAAUUUGAAGCCAUAAUUCCUGAAAAAUGUAAAAAACCGAAGCCAGAUUCUUCUAUAGAGGAACGGCUUGAUUUUAUCAGGAGAAAAUAUGAGAUGCAAGAAUUUGUGGACUCCAGUAAAGAAAUGUCUCUUGGGCCUUGUUCAGCUAUGCAGUGUGCUUCAACAAAUUUCGUUGGUGCGAUUAUGGACAAAAAGAACGCGAAUAAUGUUCGUGCGCAUAGUAUUGGUCAAGCAUUUCGUAACAGCUGGAAGAAAAAAGAUGCUGAAGUUAAGACUACUAAAAAAAGUAGUUCAAUGGCAGGUAUGGUUGAAUUUAUUGGUCUGAUCAAGGUCAACGUGGUCAAAGGCACCAACCUAGCUGUCCGAGAUAUGAUGACAAGUGAUCCUUAUGUUAUCCUCUCAUUAGGAAACCAAUCGGUGAAGACACGGGUUAUAAAGAGCAACCUUAAUCCUGUAUGGAAUGAAAAACUAAUGUUAUCAAUUCCUAACAACAUUCCUCCUUUGAAAGUGAUUGUUUACGAUAGGGAUACAUUCAAAGCCGAUGAUUUUAUGGGCGAUGCUGAGAUCGAUAUCCAGCCGUUGGUUUCUGCUGCCAAAGCAUCCGAGAAUUCUCAAGUUGACGAGUCAACAUUGCAACAAGGAAAAUGGGCAGAAAGCAAAGAUGGUUUCAUUACAAUCUCAAAAGGAAUUGUGAAACAAGAAAUCGCUCUUAAACUUAAAAAUGUCGAAAAGGGUGUGCUGCAAAUCGAGCUUGAAUGUGUCCCUCUAACCCAAUGACGCUUACAUCGUAUAAGAAGACUUUUUUGUAUCAUAACUGAACACGGUCAUUAUGAAUCGUUAUGUUGUCAUAUUCAAAUCUUGAAACCUUAAUGUAUAUGUUACAGGUUGUUGAAGUUAAAACAGAUUACGACCCA
Helianthus annuus (common sunflower) is the source of this 1866-nucleotide messenger RNA. Its product is annotated as probable ADP-ribosylation factor GTPase-activating protein AGD11. The record is from RefSeq and is a predicted model, not a curated record. The coding region runs from base 164 to 1729 and encodes 521 amino acids. The transcript has 17 exons. Gene Ontology annotation, molecular function: GTPase activator activity; phospholipid binding. Lineage: Eukaryota; Viridiplantae; Streptophyta; Magnoliopsida; Asterales; Asteraceae.